Molecule: messenger RNA, 4360 nt
Organism: Choloepus didactylus (southern two-toed sloth)
Lineage: Eukaryota; Metazoa; Chordata; Mammalia; Pilosa; Megalonychidae
Gene: TPGS2
Product: tubulin polyglutamylase complex subunit 2
Exons: 7
Coding region: 314-1195 (293 amino acids)
Biological process (GO): protein polyglutamylation
Source: RefSeq, a predicted model, not a curated record
GCGGUCGGCCGGGGCGGGAGGAGAGGGUCGGGCCGCUGGAGAGGCUGCAUGCCGGAGGCGUGGUGUGGAGCCCAGGCCCCUUAAGCCCGGGGCGCGGGAAGGAGCGUCCCGCAGAACUACUGCUCCCAGACAAGUCCGCACCCCACAUCUCCGCCCAGCUGCGCACUCAGUUGCCGAGAACUACAACUCCCGGCAUGCCGCGAACUCGAAGACUGAGGCGCUGAGGCGGGGUCCUGCCGUCUGCCGGCCAGCGCUGCUCUCUUCACCGGUUCCCGCCGCUCUCCCGGCCGCGCGCGGAGCAGGUACACGAGCCAUGGAGGACAAGCCGUCUCCGCUGCUGGGCGGCAACAAGCCGCACCUGGAGAAGCUGACUCUCGGAAUCACUCGCAUCCUAGAAUCUUCCCCAGGAGUAACUGAGGUGACCAUCAUAGAAAAAGCACCUGCUGAACGUCAUAUGAUUUCUUCAUGGGAACAAAAAAAUAACUGUGUGCUGCCUGAGGAUGUGAAGAAUUUUUACCUGAUGACCAAUGGCUUCCAUAUGACAUGGAGUGUGAAGCUGGAUGAACACACCAUUCCAUUGGGCAGCAUGGCAAUUAACAGCAUCUCAAAACUGACUCAACUCAACCAGUCUUCCAUGUAUUCACUUCCUAAUGCACCAACUCUUGCAGACCUGGAGGACGAUUCAAAUGAAGCCAGUGAGGACCAACCAGAGAAACCCCACUUUGACUCUCGCAGUGUGAUAUUCGAACUGGAUUCUUGCAAUGGGAAUGGGAAGGUUUGCCUUGUCUACAAAAGUGGGAAACCAGCAUUAGCACAAGACACUGAAAUCUGGUUCCUGGACAGAGCUUUAUACUGGCAUUUUCUCACAGAUACGUUUACUGCUUAUUAUCGCCUGCUUAUCACCCACCUGGGCCUGCCCCAGUGGCAGUAUGCUUUCACCAGCUAUGGCAUGAGCCCCCAGGCCAAGCAAUGGUUCAACAUGUAUAAACCCAUCACCUAUAACACAAACCUUCUCACAGAAGAGACUGACUCCUUUGUGAACAAGUUGGAUCCCAGCAAAGUGUUCAAGAGCAAGAACAAGACCUUAAUCCCCAAAAAGAAAGGGCCCGUGCAGCCUGCAGGUACUCAGAAAGGUUCCUCAGGUCCGUCUACCUCUAAAUCCUCCUCUGGCUCUGGAAACUCUGUCCGGAAAUGAGCACCCCCCACCCCAUACCUAUCUCAAGCCCCUCAGCAAUGAUCUCCAUGCACGGAUGACCCCAGGGCUGGCCUAAGCCUCUGAUUCUUUGUUGAACCGUGCACUUCCCUUCUGAGUGGACAAGAUCCUAGACCUUUUACUCCCAGUGGCCUUAGACAGGAGUUGGAAGGGCAUACUGAGGUCUCUGCAAGAGUCCUUCCCUUGCACCCCUCAUAAUGGAUUAAGUCAUCCCCUACUGCCAGAAGCGGUGGAGAAUUUCUCAUCUUGUUUCAGUGGUCAAAUAGAUCUGUUAACAGAUCCAUAAUCUUCUCCCAAUCACUCAAUAUGAGGCUUUAGAACUGCGCUUUUCAGUCAGUAGCCACUAGCCACAUGUGGCUUUGUAAAGUAAAAUUAAAUUAAAAAUUCAGUUCCUCAGUUGCACUAGUCCCAUUUCAAGUGUUCAUGUGGCUAGUGGCUUCUGUAUGGGAUAGCACAGUGAUAUGGAGUAUUUCCAUCAUCAGAGAAAGUUCUCUGUACAUUGCUGCAUUAGAACAUUUUGCACUGUUCCUCCUCAGAUGAGUUAAUAUUUUGUUGUUAGAUAAUGUUGAUGCUUUAAUUUAAUGUAUCAAAAUGUUCUGGGGAAACUCUUGAAGAUACAAGUGUAUGCUCUUUAUAUCCUUCUGCACAAACAAGUCUCACUUUGGUCAUUUCUUCAUCAGCUUUCUAUAAAGUUUCUUGCUUGCAGUUUUCUGUUUGCUAUUUGCACAUUUGCCAAAAUUAUUUAUUUUUUUCCCCAAGAGAAGGUGAUUAUGCUGCACUUUAUUCUAGCUGUUAAACAAAUGAGCAAACAACCAACCUCCCAAACAUUGCUUUGUAGGACUCUCCAUAAAGAGUUUUGAUGAAAUCAGUCACCGUUGAUAGAAGCUUUCCAUCUGCUCUGCCUACUCUCAGCUCUAAGUCAUCUAGACCCCAGUCUGGUCCCUGGCCCAUCCUGUUUAGAACAUGGUGGGGUUCCAAGAGUUCCUUUGUUAAAAAGUUGUCUAUAAUUCAGAAAUCAUUUUCACAUAGACAGGUUGGGUACUAGACUCUAUCCACCCACAUUGCCUAAUAAUUGACACAAGAUAAAUCUGAACCUACCUACUACAACUGAUAGAAUUUCUAUAGAGAAUGUUGCUCAGGUUUUCAAAUAGGAAUGUCUGAGUCCAUUUCCUAAUUCUGAGCCCUGGCAGCAGAAAUAAGGCCCUGAUUUUACUUCCCAUUAGGGAAAGUAGGGAGUCACUCAGCUCCAAAGAUCCUUGAGUGGCUGCAGUUUUUGUAUGAAAGUCCCAGAGACUGGAGAAUGAAGAGUUCUGAGGACUGAGGGGAAGGGACCUGUACUGCUUGCACACUUCAAUCCCAACCAGCUCUGUCUUUCCCUUCCCUGACUCCUCUCCACCCCUACGAUUGGCCAGGCUUCCUUUUUUGCACUGACUCCCCCUACCAGUCCCCAGAGAUUUCUCUUUUCCGUGACCCCCGUGGAAGUCAAAGCAAUCCCUGGAAUUACCCACCUACACAUCUCUGAAACCAUUUUUGAGUAUUUUCAAUUUUGGGUUUUGCUAUCACGAUAGAUGGUCAGUGAAAAUGAGACUUCAGUCUUCCCUCCAUUACCACUUUCUACAGCUCUUAAGUGCCACCAGAUUCAAGAGGUGGCCUUUGAGAACCCAGGACUCUGAAGUGAGGCUGCACUAAUGUGCCUGCCCGUGUUUUAUCCACAGAGCAAGACAGAGGUGGGAGGGGCAAACAGGCUGGCUGCUUGCCCAUUUUUUUUGUUUUUUAAAAGCCUUGAAAUAUUAAUGUCCUUCAGUCUUUGGGAGCAUAAACUGAGCUUCAUGUUAAUAGCUUAUUCAGUUGCUUUAAAAUAUGCGUGUGUACCAACCAUUCCAAUUAGUUUCUAAUGAGGAAUGUUUAAAAUGGCAACACCUCUUAUUUGGCAAUCCUAACACUAAAUAUUUACAAUUCAGCCUGGUCAUUUAAACUUUUUUUUUUUUUUUUAAAUCAUCAUAUGACUAUGUAAAAUCUUCCCUUUAGGAGAUAUUUUGGUUCUUUCAUUUUAAUUGCUUAGGCUCUUAAGCUUUGCACAUUUAAAACUUCAGCAAUUCAAGUAAUAAUGCUAAUAAAGGCAAAAUAUCAGAACCUUGGGCCAUCAAAUCUUAAAUUUUUAUCAUCUGAAUUAGUCAUUUAUAUAUUCCAGUGGGUCUCAGCCCUUGCUGUAUAUUAGAAUCACUUGAGACAUCCAGGCCCCACCCAAAACCGAUGAGAAUAGAUGCCUGACAGUCAGGCAUCGGUAUUUUUUAAAGGUCCCUUGGUAUGCAACCCAAGUUGAGAACCAUUGACUUACAGAGAUGAGACUCUGACAAAGCAGCAAGGGCCUCAGAAUUAAAUCCUUUGCAACAAAGUGGCAACAACACAAACCACAAUGUUGGAUGCUCAGUAGAUUGCUCGUAAGAACAUUUCCUGGGAGGGUUUUGAGUGUUUGCCUUGAGUUUGGUUCUUCAUCCUUGUCAACGAUUCUGUGAGCCACCCAAUCCAUAGUUAAAUAGGAAAUUGUUUUUUAUUUAUGUUUUUAUUUAAUCCUAAAAUUUUAUUUUGAAAUUUUUCACAUCUGUAGACAUACUGGAAAACAUAGUACCACAAAUACACGUGUUCACUUUACCUAUAUUUACCAAUUGUUUAAUGCAAUUUUUGCCACAUUCACAGUUCUCUGUAUUUAUCUAUUCACACACAAACAACACACACAAACAAGCAUAUUUUUUUGUUUGAAUCAUUUGAAAAUUAAGUUGCAGAUUUCAUGCUCUUUAACCUAAAUGUUUCAGCACACAUCCCCUCUCACCACAAUGUCAUUAUAUCGCAUCUAAGACAAUUAACAAUUGCAUCACAUAACAUAAUAUGUAGUCCAUAUUUAAAUUUCCCCAGUUGUCCCCAAGAGUAUAUUUAUAACCUUUUUUUUUUUCUCCUUUUGAUUCUGGCUCUAAUCAAGCUUCAUACAUUGCAUUGCAUUUGGUUAUAGCUCUUAAUCUGUAACAUUCUCCCCUUCUGGGCUCCUAUUGUGUUUGUUAAGACACUAUUUUGUAAAGUUCAGACUGGUCUUGUAAAAUGACACAUAUUCAGAAUGUGUUUGAUUGUUUGCCAUAUUCUUUUUUUUUUUUU